GCGGCGACAUUCAGAGAGGAGAUGGCGGCCAGAGGGGGGUUUCAGUCAGCACCGACUGUUGGUGGCGGUGGAGCUAUGGGACCCGGACCACCGGUACCGGGCGUAGGACCAGGCAUGGGACCCGGGACUCCUUCUGGAAGGAUGGUACCGUCGUCGGCCGUGCAGAACCACAUGUACCGCUCCCCAAUGCCCGGGCCUGGGUACCCGAGACCAGGCAUGCCUCCAUCCAGCCGCAUGACCCCACAAGGACCAGCCAUGGGCCCCCCAGGAUACGGCAACAGCCCCGUGUCUCGUCCUGUGAUGCCCGGCGUAAUGGACCCGUCUCGCAAGAGGCCCGCCCCCCAACAGAUCCAGCAGGUUCAGCAGCAGAACCGCAACCAGCACACAAAGAAGAAGAAGAUGGCUGAUAAAAUUCUACCUCAGAGGAUCAGGGAACUGGUCCCAGAGUCUCAGGCUUACAUGGAUCUGCUGGCUUUUGAGAGGAAGCUGGAUCAGACCAUCAUGCGCAAGAGGCUGGACAUUCAGGAGGCCCUCAAGAGGCCCAUUAAGCAAAAGAGAAAGCUUCGGAUCUUCAUAUCGAACACCUUUAACCCCGCAAAGCCAGACGCCGAGGACGGAGAGGGCACAGUGGCAUCAUGGGAGCUACGUGUUGAGGGGCGUCUGCUGGAAGAUACGGCUGUGUCCAAGUAUGAAGCCACCAAACAGAAGCGGAAGUUCUCCUCUUUCUUCAAGUCUCUGGUGAUCGAGUUGGACAAGGACUUGUAUGGUCCAGAUAAUCACCUUGUGGAAUGGCACAGGACUGCCACCACCCAGGAGACGGAUGGUUUCCAGGUGAAGAGGCCCGGUGAUGUGGGUGUUCGCUGCACCGUCCUGCUCAUGCUCGACUACCAGCCCCCUCAGUUCAAGCUGGACCCCCGGCUGGCUCGUAUGCUGGGUAUCCACACCCAGACCAGACCGGUCAUCAUUCAGGCUCUGUGGCAGUACGUCAAGACCCACAAGCUCCAAGACCCUCAUGAGCGCGAGUUCAUCAACUGUGACAAAUACCUGCAGCAGAUUUUUGAGACUCAGAGAAUGAAGUUCUCCGAGAUCCCGCAGCGCUUGCAUGCACUCCUGAUGCCCCCAGAGCCAAUCAUCAUCAACCAUGUGAUCAGCGUUGACCCUAAUGACCAAAAGAAGACCGCCUGCUAUGACAUUGACGUGGAGGUGGACGACACACUGAAGACCCAGAUGAACUCCUUCCUGCUCUCCACAGCCAGUCAGCAGGAAAUAGCAGGACUGGACAACAAGAUACAUGAAACCAUUGAGACCAUUAACCAGCUGAAGACCCAGAGAGAGUUCAUGUUGAAUUUUGCCAGAGAUCCUCAGGGCUUCAUCAACGACUGGCUGCAGUCGCAGUGCAGAGACCUCAAGACCAUGACAGAUGUGGUAGCAAACCCAGAAGAAGAGCGGAGAGCAGAGUUUUACUACCAGCCGUGGGCUCAGGAGGCGGUCUGUCGCUACUUCUACUCCAAGGUCCAGCAGAGGCGACAGGAGCUGGAGACGGCGCUCGGCAUCAGGAACACCUGAAGAGAUUUAUCCACGCAGACGACCGGCGUGCGAGCGUGUGCGGGAUGUUCAAAAUGAAUUCCUCAGAGAGUUUUCUAACCGGCUUGGAGAGACAUAGAUACUAGAUGGCUUUACCGUUAUAUAGGAUCUCCUUUUUUGUUUUUGUUUUGUUUAAAUUCACCCUGCAGCUCGACUACUGUUGCAGUGUGAUUGCUACUUCCACUUUUCCACACCAGAGCUGCAAUGUAUUUUCUCUUGCAUGUCUAAAGCCUUACCUGGAAGCAUUCCCCUCAUUUUGAUACAUUGUGCCCACACAGGAGUACGCAUCGUACCCAAAUGAAAAAGCAGAGGGCAACUUUUAAUGUGUUCUGUCCCUGAAUCUAAAAAUAUCUUCAAUCAGCUGGAAUGUGUUGAUUCUGCCUUGACUCUCUGUUCCCCCUUUUUGGGGAAAGUAAAUUUACAUUUUACUCUCCCAACUCGGGAUGCUUGCCCAUUCAGUUAGAUAUCGAUAGUGUUUGUAAUCAAUGGCCACUUUGUUGGCUGUUCAUGUGUCACUUUGUCUUAAGCUCUCGUUGGUUAGUUCUGACAGUUUGUGCCACAGUCUGGUGUACGAGAGAGAAAGCUCAAUCAUGGCAAGAUAUACAUCUUUUGUUGAGGGUGCCAUUUAUUAUGAAGUUUUUCUUUUUUUUUCUUUUUUUGUUAUCAAUGAUUCUUGUUUUAAAAGUAUGUAUUAUAUCAGUACUUGUCUUGUUAGCUAGUACAAAUUAUCAAGGAAGUAGCUAGUAUGAGUACCUCUAGUCUAUAGUUUUGUAAAUACUGAGCAGAAAAAAA
Messenger RNA from Anarrhichthys ocellatus (wolf-eel), 2376 nucleotides. It is a transcript of the gene smarcd1, whose product is annotated as SWI/SNF related BAF chromatin remodeling complex subunit D1. Bases 22 to 1566 code for a protein of 514 amino acids. The transcript has 13 exons. NCBI's taxonomy places the organism in Eukaryota, Metazoa, Chordata, Actinopteri, Perciformes, Anarhichadidae. The record is from RefSeq and is a predicted model, not a curated record.